Staurois parvus is the source of this 460-nucleotide messenger RNA. Lineage: Eukaryota; Metazoa; Chordata; Amphibia; Anura; Ranidae. The record is from the annotation of a GenBank genome assembly.
CCUGUACUGUCUGCAGUCUCUGGUCAUCUCCUGUACUAUGUCUGCAGUCUCUGGUCGUCUCCUGUACUGUGUCUGCAGUCUCUGGUCAUCUGUACUGUGUCCGCAGUCUCUGGUCAUCCCCUGUACUAUGUCCGCAGUCUCUGGUCAUCCCCUCCACUGUGUCCGCAGUCUCUGGUCAUCUCCUGUACUAUGUCCGCAGUCUCUGGUCAUCUGUACUGUGUCCGCAGUCUCUGGUCAUCUCCUGUACUAUGACCGCAGUCUCUGGUCAUCUCCUGUACUAUGUCUGCAGUCUAUGGUUAUCUUCUGUACUGUGUCCGCAGUCUCUGGUCAUCUCCUGUACUAUAUCCGCAGUCUCUGGUCAUCUCCUGUACUAUAUCCGCAGUCUCUGGUCAUCUCCUGUACUAUGUCCGCAGUCUCUGGUCAUCUCCUGUACUGUGUCCGCAGUCUGUGGUCAUCUCCU